AUGGGACUGCCCGCUCUGGAGUUCAGCGACUGCUAUCUGGACAGCCCGCAGUUCCGAGAGAGGCUCAAGUCUCACGAGCUGGAGCUGGACAAAACCAACAAGUUCAUCAAGGAGCUCAUCAAGGACGGCAAGGCGCUCAUUCAAGCCCUGAAAAAUCUCUCCACAGCACAAAGGAAGUUUGCUGAAUCGCUGAACGAAUUCAAGUUCCAGUGCAUAGGAGAUGCUGAGACAGAUGAUGAAAUGUGCAUUGCCAAGUCACUGCAGGAGUUUGCUGGCGUCCUCCAGAACCUCGAGGACGAGAGGACACGGAUGAUUGAGAAUGCAAACGACGUUCUGAUCACACCGCUGGAGCGGUUUAGGAAGGAGCAGAUCGGAGCCGCCAAGGAGGCGAAGAAGAAGUACGACAAGGAGACUGAAAAAUACUGUGGUGUACUGGAGAAGCACCUCAGCCUGUCAGCGAAGAAGAAGGAGUCGCACCUUCAUGAAGCAGACAGUCAGGUGGAUAUCGUGAGGCAGCAUUUCUACGAGGUGUCACUGGAAUACGUGUUUAAAGUACAGGAGGUCCAGGAGAGGAAGAUGUUUGAGUUUGUGGAGCCGCUGUUGGCUUUUCUGCAGGGACUGUUCACAUAUUAUCACCAUGGGUAUGAGCUGGCCAAAGACUUUAACCACUUCAAGACUGAUCUCACCAUCAGCAUCCAGAAUACGCGGAACCGAUUUGAGAGCACACGUUCGGAGGUGGAGAGCCUGAUGAAGAAGAUGAAGGAGAAUCCGCAUGAGCACAAGAGCAUCAGUCCUCACACUAUGGAGGGGUACCUGUUCAUCUUGGAGAAACGUUCUUUUGUGUCUACAUGGGUGAAGUACUACUGCACUUACCAACGGGAGCCUAAGCGGCUCACCAUGGUUCUGUUUGACCAGAAAUCCGGAGGCAAAAUUGGAGAGGAGGAGAGCUUCAUCCUUAAAUCCUGCACCAGGAGGAAAACGGAUUCCAUAGAGAAGAGGUUCUGCUUUGAUGUGGAGGCCAUAGACCGGCCUGGUGUGAUGAUAACCAUGCAGGCCCUAUCAGAAGAAGACCGCAGGCUGUGGAUGGAAGCUAUGGAUGGAAGAGAGCCAGUGUACAGUUUGAAUCAAGACAGCCAGAAUGAAGCCAUGGCCCAGUUGGACGUGAUUGGCUUCAAUGUGAUCAAGAAGUUCAUCUACGCUGUAGAGACUAGAGGCAUCGAUGAGCAGGGAUUGUACAGAAUUGUUGGCGUCAACUCCAGAGUGCAGAAGCUGUUGAGCCUCACAAUGGACCCCAAAACGUUUGCCGAUGUAGAACUGGAUAGCUCCGAGUGGGAGAUCAAGACCAUCACCAGUGCUAUCAAACACUACCUCAGGAUGCUACCUGCACCUCUGAUGACCUACCAGUACCAGAGGAGCUUCAUAAAAGCUGCCAAGUUAGAUAAUCCAGAGGCUCGUGUGGCUGAGAUCCACAGCAUUGUCCAUCGUCUCCCUGAGAAGAAUAGGCAGAUGUUGGAGCUGCUGAUGAAACACCUGGCCAAUGUGGCCAGCCACCACCAGCAGAACCUGAUGACAGUGGCCAACCUGGGCGUGGUGUUUGGCCCCACCCUGCUUCGGCCGCAGGAGGAGACAGUGGCUGCUAUCAUGGACAUCAAGUUCCAAAAUAUCGUGGUGGAGAUCUUGAUUGAGAACCAUGACAUGAUCUUCAAAGACACGCCGACUCCUGGAGUUGGACAGCCUGGCCAGCUCAACCUGCCCAGGAGAAAGAGCACAGAGAGCAAGGCUCCAUCCUGCAGCGAGAGACCUCUUACCCUCUUCCGCACCCCUACACACUCAGAGAAGGACAAAGCGGCAGUGGAGAAGUGGAACAGCGUGGUCCUGAACUCCAGUUCAGAAUCACAAGCAACAUCACUCAACUGCAAUAGCACUCACAACUGGAACAAGCUCAAUAACCUGACCAGUACAGACGGAGACCAAGAUGGGCUUCUUGUGGCAAGGCAGAGCCGCCCCAAUGCGCUGCAAAAUCCCAAGGGCCGUGGCAGUAUUUCAACAAGCCCAGCUUCUCCCAGUCCCACCUCGCCACGCUCCCCCUCCUGGCCGAUGUUCUCUGCCCCAUCCAGCCCUCAGCCGGCCUCCUGUACCUCCAGUGAAUCUUCCCCGCUCAGCCCCCCUCCGCGGAAAGCCCGAGCUCUGUACGCUUGCAAAGCUGAACAUGACUCAGAGUUGUCUUUCAUCGCAGGCACUAUAUUUGAGAACGUUCAUCCAUCAAGGGAACCAGGCUGGCUAGAGGGCACCUUGGAUGGACGAACUGGGUUAAUACCUGAGAACUAUGUGGAAUUUAUGUAGCUGCAGACUGGAAGAUGACAAGCUACUGCAAAGACUGAAGCAAAGACAAGGAAGAACCAUAAGUUUUAUAAAGUUUUAUAGGCCAUGAAUCCCAAAUCCAGAGGAAAGAUGUGUUUUUGUGUGUGUGUGUGUGUGUGUGUGUGUGUGUGUGUGUGUGUGAGAUUGAUGGUAAGAAUACUUUGCCUCCUAAAAUGCACUGCCACUGUGUGAAGCAUCCUCUAAAGCUGACUCAAAGGAGAGCGAGUAAAAAAUUGGGACCAAGUCGUUGCUGCUUCUCCCACAAUCAAGGACCUGAGCUUUUUCCAGGGGCUGCUUCAUCACAAACAGUGGAGAUGAUUUUCCCCUCAUGAACAUUCUAAAUGUGAGCACUUGCUGUUUGCCCUUGUCAGCCUGGUUCUAGGACACGACAGAAAAUUCACACUGCUUCCAUGCAGUCUGAGGCUUUGGGAAUGUCUCCAUCUUCCAUCCGUCACACCUUCCCAUGUGAUAUGUUUAGAACUACUAUGAGAAAGUUGUUAAUCAUGGAAACAAAGACUGAUUUUCGAUUGUCUGAACUUGCACUCUUUUGUAUUUAAGGAAGUUAUUUCAGAGUUCCUCUUCCUCUCCUUCUCUCAGCAGGUAUGUAAAAGGGUAAAAUGUAAAAUAAUUUUCAAUGUGAAUCUCUAUGGUCAUAUGUAAACCGCUCUUAUUUAUGAUGCAUUUCCUCAGUUGAGAUUUGUGUUCUCCUGAAUUUUAUUAACAUUGUAAAUAAUUGAGUUGAUAAGGUAUAAUUUUUAUGUAAAAAAAAUUAUAUUUUGUACUCUAGCUUACUAACUUAAUUUUGUUUUUUGGCAUCACAGUUUCCCUUUUUACAUUUUUUAAAAAAUACAAUUUAAUUUUGGAGCCUUAAUGUUCUUUAGAAUAUUAAAUCAGAAGAUGAAGCGAGAUCACGGUGUUCAGGUUUUCUUUACUCGAGUCCAACAAUGAAAUUCCAGGAGAUGAUGAAUUUUUGAGCCGGUUAUCAUUUUUAUUUGGCUCAAGAAUUUGCAUACCAGUUAAGAAGCUUCAGAGCUGUUCAGAUGUCGGAGAACAUGCUGAUAGCCACCAUUAAUCAGGGCUGUUGCUAGGAACAGAACAAGGGGUGUCUCUAAAAUUUGAAUACUGACAUUUUUGCUAACGCAUGUGGGCUUCAUGGGAGGCAUUCGGUGGUAUUUUCUCCAGGACACUUUAACAUCUACAAGCACCAUUCACAGUCAUUUGAGCCUAUCCACCCAAAUCAAGCCCUCUUUUGAGAAAGCAUAUUGAACAACAAGUCCUUAUUAGAAAGCAAGUGAAUAAUAAUAAUAACCGUGUUAGUCGCUGGGGUAGGUAGUAACGCUUGUACAUUAUCUAUUGUGAAGAAAAAAAAAAGGCCUUUUCUUUUUUGAUAUAGUUUCAUAAAUUGGCCAGUUUGGUUACCUUUCCUAAAGCCAAAGAUAGGGUGUGAGUGCACGUUGUCUUUAGUGAAUCUAAUGUAUUAGUCAACACGACUUGGGUCUUUUAUUAUUUAAGAUAGAAGGACACAAACAAUGUGCUACUCGCAGUAAAUACAGUGUUUAAAGGAAAUAAGCAAAACAAUGUCUGUAAUUUGUGUAUCGGGUAUGCUAGUAUGCAGAAUAGCUAAUCUUUUUGAAGUUUUAGUAGUUUUUAAAGGAAUGUGAUCUGUAAUUUGCUAAAACUUUAGCUAGUUUAUCUGACAUCAUCUAAUUUAGCUUACUUUCUAUCCACAUGCUAGCCAACAGUUUCAAUUUAUUUAACUCAUCCUUUUAAACACUGCAUUUACUACAGGUAACACUUCGUUCUGUCCUUCAGACUGAAGAUUUUCUAUAACGAAUGCUUUGAACCUAGAGGAAAGCAUCAUAGGCGGGUGGGGGUGGUUAUCUGAGUAUAUGGAUGUCCAAACUCCUCGUAGUAUUUACUUGUUUCUUUAUUGGAAUAAGCUAACGUAUUAGUGCUAGUUGAACAAGAGAGCAAAGAGUCUCAAAAGCUGUGCUCCAAAAACUACGAUCCACACCAGUUUAAUUAGAGUCAAUGACUCUGUUUAGACUUGCCAUUAAACUGCACCCACGUCUGUCUGUAAUCGCAUUUGUGAUCAGAAUGUGUUCGGAUCUGUCCUCAUCACAUUGCAGUUGCAAGCGCCUUUUAAUCAGAUGUGCGAAUAAACACAAUACGCGCAGCUGUGCUGCAUUAAGUCUAACGACGUCUCCCAAAACUUUUAGUAUCGUUCCUGCCUCUCUUGUUAAGUUAUUUUUAGGUGUCUGCAUGCACGCAGGCUCACUGACACAAAAGUUGAAAACACCUGUGUCACCUCCUUUCACAGCUGCCCACCAUUUUACCAUCUUUUUCUUCUGACUGUGCUUAAGUUGUAGCUGAUAAGCAAACUUGCGUAAGUCAGUCUUUUCGUUCUGUGUGACUUAAAAGCCUGGAAUGCUCUGCACUGCUCUGCAGAACGUUUUCUAAAGCAUUAAACCUUCCUAAGCCAUAAUAGGCUCUUUCUACUCUGAACCAGCGGCACGCCUGAUUUGAAAGUUUGAAUAUUGCCCUGGGAAAUGCAAUCCGAUCAGUAGAAGAUCAUUAUAGGCCCUUUUAUUUAUUCAUCUUUCAUUUUUACCCAAGCCUUCUAUUCCAUUCAGGUUCUCCCAGGUCUUUUUUCCUGCUUUUAUCCUGAAGUUGGAAUGCAUGACUAAUCAAGUUGUGUAA
Pygocentrus nattereri (red-bellied piranha) is the source of this 5061-nucleotide messenger RNA. RefSeq names its product rho GTPase-activating protein 26. NCBI's taxonomy places the organism in Eukaryota, Metazoa, Chordata, Actinopteri, Characiformes, Serrasalmidae. The transcript is spliced from 24 exons. Gene Ontology annotation, cellular component: cytoplasm. The coding region runs from base 1 to 2343 and encodes 780 amino acids. The record is from RefSeq and is a predicted model, not a curated record. Gene Ontology annotation, molecular function: GTPase activator activity; protein binding. Gene Ontology annotation, biological process: signal transduction.